Cygnus atratus (black swan) is the source of this 1545-nucleotide messenger RNA. RefSeq names its product FKBP prolyl isomerase 1A (gene FKBP1A). The transcript has 5 exons. NCBI's taxonomy places the organism in Eukaryota, Metazoa, Chordata, Aves, Anseriformes, Anatidae. The coding region runs from base 118 to 444 and encodes 108 amino acids. The record is from RefSeq and is a predicted model, not a curated record. Gene Ontology annotation, molecular function: peptidyl-prolyl cis-trans isomerase activity.
GCGGGCGGGCUCCAUGGCGGCGGCGGCGGCGGCUGCGCAGGCGGGGCCCCUCCUCCCUCGGGCUGCGGCCGCUGCGGGUGCGCGAGGACCGGCACCGGCGGCACCGGCGGCACCGGCAUGGGCGUGCACGUGGAGACCAUCGCCCCCGGCGACGGGCGGACGUUCCCCAAGCGCGGCCAGACCUGCGUGGUGCACUACACGGGUAUGCUGGAGGAUGGGAAGAAGUUUGAUUCCUCCCGCGACAGGAACAAGCCGUUCAAGUUCGUGAUGGGCAAGCAGGAGGUGAUCCGGGGCUGGGAGGAAGGCGUCGCCCAGAUGAGCGUUGGUCAGAGGGCGAAGAUGACCAUCUCCCCAGAUUACGCCUACGGCUCUACUGGCCACCCAGGGAUCAUCCCACCAAACGCCACUCUAAUUUUCGACGUGGAGCUCAUGAAAUUGGAAUGACCUACCCCAACACCCUGUCCUCGGGUUUGGCACAUGGAGGAAUCCAGAAUCUCAGCUUCAAGAAGAGUGCACAUGACUUUGUACGGAGCUUUUCCUGAUAGUCCACUACACUCAUUGUAUAACCUUACACCUUGAUUGAAUGCCUUUGGUCACUAAGCUUUGCGUCUGACUCUUCCUCCUUGUAUCGUGUUUUUAUGUCUUUUUAAACUAUACGCCGUAAACCUCAACUCUUUUUUGGGUCAAGUUCUUAAUCUUAUUUUUGUUCCAGGUAUAGACUACGUUUUACCGGUAGCACGCAGAUGGGCUGACCUUAGAUAGGAGUCAUUUGAACAAAAGGAAACCCGUUAGUUACUUGUUUCGGUGCAGAUUUCUAUGGUGUUUUCAAACCAGAAAUUGCUGCUGCUGCAAAAGCCAUAGCAGAGUGAGGCUGGCGAGGCUGAACGGAUGUGGAGAGCAAAGUAGUGCUAGGAUUGUGUGUAGUUACCCUGCCUGGAACCGGGGCGCCAAGGAAGCAGCAUGUCCUUUCCCUGCUCUCCGGGGGAAGCGCAGCAUCGCCGCGGGGCUGCUCUGCCCCUGCUUCCCCUCCCAGCUCCUCCUCACUUGGCCGGCUGGUGGUGGACCCGUCCCCCAGCCCGCUUUUGGGUUUGCGGAGACGGGUGUCCAUCGGAGCUCCGCCACGCCCUAGAAAUUCAAUAACUUACAUUGAGCUUUCUUUUUUUUAAAAAAAAAAAAAAAACAAAAACAAAAAUCGGCAGACAAACGGAAGGUGCUGUCUACAGGGGAGGUGGCGGGGCUGGUGGGGUCAGCCUGCAAGAAAACACCCCUGUCCCUCCCUCUCCCCUCCGGAAAGGAAACAUCAGACCCCGGUUGUCCCCAGUCUGAGCACGCCUGACCGUUCUCUCCUGACACCUGAUGCUGGUCAUCGCCGCUUGUCUGGUCUCAUGCGAUGCGUAGCUUCCCCCGCUGCUGUCCUUCUGCCCCUCCCUCUGCCCCGCGUAGUGAUUUGGUAAGAGAAAUUGCCGCCGUUCACUUCCUUCUCCACCGCAUAAAGGUAUCAAGUUUUAUUAUUGCAAUAAAAACGCUUUAUGCUGGCUUUUCUCA